This is a messenger RNA of Mytilus californianus (California mussel), 7123 nucleotides long. Its product is annotated as peroxidasin-like. The record is from RefSeq and is a predicted model, not a curated record. The transcript is spliced from 21 exons. NCBI's taxonomy places the organism in Eukaryota, Metazoa, Mollusca, Bivalvia, Mytilida, Mytilidae. Bases 98 to 4462 code for a protein of 1454 amino acids. Gene Ontology annotation, biological process: response to oxidative stress. Gene Ontology annotation, molecular function: heme binding; peroxidase activity; protein binding.
UGUGUUUGUGAGAGGUAACACAACGUGCACCAAGUUAAUGUCAACAUUACCUCACCUGUAUUUUGGUACAAACACAGGAAAAUAAAUACUAGCUACUAUGUCGACGUACCUAACAAAUGUGAUAAUUUUCUUAACUUGUUUUAUGUGUGUUGAAUUACAACAAAGUGACUGUCCUCACAAAUGUGUUUGUUUUAGAUCUACCGUUAGAUGCAUGUUUGCUCAGCUGGAUGCAGUUCCAUCACAAAUUCCUAAGGAUACAACCGUGUUAGAUCUUAGAUUUAACAGUUUAUCACAAUUGAACAGAGGAUCAUUUAUAGGAUUACAUAAAAUAGAUACUUUAUUAUUAAAUAACAAUAAGCUAAGAAGACUGACAAAUGGUGUAUUUGAAGGUCUUACAAAUUUACGUUUUUUAUAUUUAUAUCAGAAUGAAUUAGAAGAAAUUGAAAAAGAUGUUUUUGCUGAUACUCAAAAUUUAGAACAGUUAUUUUUACAUAGUAAUAAAAUCAAGCAUUUACCAGAUGGAUUAUUCUCACAGACAAAUAAUCUUCAAAGAUUACGACUGGACGAUAACCCAGUCGAUUGUGGAUGCAGAAUGUACUGGUUAUACAAACUGUUGCAUGACAGGAAUAGAAACGUUCAAGGUGCCGUAACAUGUAAAGGACCCCCAACGUUUGCAGGGAGAGCACUAAAUACUCUGGAUGAAAAUGAUUUUCAGUGUGAUGAGCGGACAUUAACAAUAGUGGACAACAGUAACAGCAAUACACUACCUCAAAUAGUAACUGAGCCAACAGCUGUUAAUGUCACUUUUGGUAACACAGCUUAUUUUGUAUGUCGAGCUGAGGGUACUCCAAGACCAGAGAUCAUCUGGCUACAUAAUGAAUAUCAAUUAGACUUCAGUGACCCUCGGAUUAAUCAAUUAGAAGAUGGAACUCUCAUGAUAUAUAACACAAAAGAAUCAGAUAGAGGGGACUAUCAGUGUAUGGCUAAAAACCCAUCAGGAGAAGUCAAAGCUAAAAAGGUCCAGUUGAGAUAUUCAGAGGCUGUAGUUUCACCACGGUUCAUUGCUACUCCCCAGGAUGUAACAACAUCAGUUGGUAAUUCAGUGCAACUAACAUGCCAAGCUACAGGCCAUCCUGAACCACAGAUUCAAUGGACCAAGAAUGGUAAUCAAUUGUCUCCAUCCAACAGAAUCACCGUAAUGUCAAAUGGAGACCUACAUGUAAACAAUGUGCAUACAGAGGACCAAGGAUUGUACCGAUGUACUGGUGUAAAUAGUGCAGGCUCAAUAGGAGCUGCUGCUAGGAUUGCAGUACAUCAGCCACCAAAAUUCCUGACAGAACCAUCAGAUGUACAAGUAACAGGAGGUAGCACAGCAACAUUUAGAUGUGAGGUUUCAGGUUCUCCAACUCCACGUAUCAUUUGGAUUCAAGGAGUUGGUAGUCCUUUACCUCGAGAAGAAAGAUUUGAUGUACAGAAUGAUGGACGUUUACUACAGAUCAGAUAUGUUGAAGAUAAAGAUAAAGGGUUGUAUACCUGCAGAGCCAUAAAUGAUGUAGCUACUGUAGAGGUUUCAGCUGAACUAACCAUACUUCAACAGUCCACUCCAAUAGCAGCCAGCAGAGAAUCCACAGUGGAUACUUAUGCAGGAGCAGAUAUAAUACUCCACUGUACUUCGGAUGGAGAACCUACUCCACAAUUCCGCUGGAUUAAGGAUGGAACAUUUAUACAGAACUCCCACAAGUUCUCCUUACAAGGAAAUCGAAUGAUAAUAAGAAAUGUUUUGCAGAGUGACCAAGGCAGUUAUGAAUGUUAUGCUGAGAACACUGUUGGCUUUGCCAGAAAUACAGUUGCACUCAGAGUGUUUGGUGAGGAGAGAACUUACCCAGGCAAUAGGUUUGUUCAGCAGGCUAUAGAGCAAGCCACACGACGAGUGGACACAGCUAUUAAUCAAACUAGAGCUCAGUAUUUUGAUAAAGACAAGAAACACUCGGUACAAGACAUGUUGGCAAUUUUCAGAUAUCCUUCUGCUGAUGCUUUGGAAAUUGCUCGAGCAGAAGAAAUUUUUGAACAGACACUACAAAUAAUUCAUGAUCAAGUGAAAGAAGGACAUCAGUAUGACUUAAAAGAUGCUGCUGCAGAAUCUUAUACAGACAUUAUAUCACCAGGUCAUUUGACUCUGAUAGCCAACAUGUCCGGAUGUUUGUCUGUACCACGUGAUAUUCUCAACUGCAACAACAUGUGUUAUCAUCGCAAAUAUCGUACAUUAGAUGGAACAUGUAAUAAUUUACAGAAUCCAACCUGGGGAUCUUCUGUUACUGGAUUUAAAAGAUUAUUACCGCCAAUUUAUGAAAAUGGAUUCAAUACUCCUGUAGGAUGGACACAAUCCAAACUGUACAAUGGAAUACAUUUACCAAGCCCUCGUCUUGUGUCAUCAUUAUUAAUGUCUACAGAUCAUGUGACAGAAGAUGAGAUUUAUACACACAUGUUGAUGCAGUGGGGCCAGUUUGCAGACCAUGACAUGGACUUAACUCCUCAGUCAAUCAGUUAUGCACAGUUUAGUGAUGGUCGCAGGUGUAAUGAGACAUGUGACAAAUCCUACCCCUGUUAUCCUAUUCCUGUUCCUAGAAGUGAUAAUAGAAUUACCUCCCAUGCUUGUCUGGGAUUUACAAGAAGUAGUGCUUUGUGUAAUUCUGGUUCUACAUCUAUUUUUUAUAAGACUUUUGCUCCGAGAGAACAAUUGAAUGUUAUCACAGCAUACAUAGAUGGAAGCAGUGUUUAUGGUAGUAGUGACUUUGAAGCACAAAGACUACGUGAAUCAACAGGAUUAAUGAGAGUUGGAGUUCUCUCAACUGGUGGGAAGAGAUUACUUCCCUUUGAUAAUUCUGGUUUCUUGCACCAUCUUGAUUGUCAGGUGGAGCCAAACAAGAAAAGGGUUCCUUGUUUUAGAGCUGGUGAUCCUCGUGCUAACGAACAAAUUGCUCUAACAGCAAUGCAUACUUUAUUCAUGAGAUACCAUAAUCAUCUAGUUUCAAGAUUUUCGUUGCUGAAUCCACACUGGGACGGCAAUAUGCUGUAUCAUGAAACUAGAAAAGUUAUGGGUGCUAUAAUGCAGCAUAUCACAUAUCGCCAAUGGUUGCCAAAGAUUGUAGGUGAAAGUGGAUUGAAAAAAUUAGGACUGUACAGACUUUAUGACCCAAAUGUUAAUCCAUCAAUAUCGAAUGAGUUUGCUACGGCAGCUUUUAGAUUUGGACAUUCUUUGAUUCAACCAAUCAUUUUAAGACUGAAUGAAAGUUUCCAGCCAAUUGCUGAAGGCAAUUUACCAUUACAUCAAGCCUUUUUUUCACCUCAUAGAAUAAUUGAAGAAGGUGGAAUAGAUCCAAUUUUACGUGGACUUCUUGCUUUCUCAGCUAAAAAGAGAAUGCCAGAUGAAAUGAUGAAUUCUGAGUUAACAGAGAAGUUAUUUUCAUUAGCUAAUGUAGUUGGCCAGGAUUUAGCCUCUCUGAAUAUACAAAGAGGUAGAGAUCAUGCUCUUCCAUUUUAUAAUGAGUAUAGAAGACUAUGUGGAUUACCAGAAGCUAAUACAUUUAAUGAUUUACAAAAUGAAAUAUCACCAAGAGUUUUAUCAAAACUACGGGAUCUAUAUAAUCAUCCAGGAAACAUUGAUUUAUUUGUUGGUGGAAUGGCAGAGACUCCUUUGGAAGGAGCUAAAGUUGGACCAACUUUUAUGUGUAUUAUAGUGGAUCAGUUCAAAAGACUUAGAGAUGGUGAUAGAUUUUGGUAUGAGAAUCCCGGUGUGUUCACAGUAGACCAGUUAAGUGCCAUAAAACAGAUGACAUUAUCAAGUGUUCUGUGUGACGGUGGUGACAACAUCAACAAAGUACAGAAAGACGUGUUUCUCAGAGUCCAUGACAAGUCCGAGUACAUAAGCUGUGACAAAAUACCCAAACUGAACAUUAAUAUGUGGUCAGACUGCUGUGCUGAUUGUAGUAAAGCUGGUGACUUCCAGUCCAUAACAAGUCAGUACUCCCGUAGCAGGCAAUCUCGACAAUUUUCAUUCAGAAAUGAUUUUACACAAAUACAGAACGACAGACCAAGACAACCUGUUCGACAUGAGUUUGAUAGAACUGUCUAUGAUGAUCAAAUUAAAGUGUUUAACAAUCAUAUACACCAGUUUGAGACUAGAAUUGACAACAUGGAGACCACAAUAAGUGAUCUAACAGAUUCUAUGACAUUUAUGGAGAAAAAGAUGAAAAAGAUGCAUAGACAGAUGAAACAUCAUAAGAAAUUUUGUAAAGAUGAAACCGGAAGAAAGAGGAGAGACCAAGACACCUGGAAAGUUGAUGAUUGUAAAACAUGUGUAUGCCAGAAAGGAACAAUUCAAUGUGAAAAAGAGAUUUGUGAGGUGAUACAUAACUGUGAAAGACCCACUCAAGUUCCAGGACAGUGUUGUCCUAGAUGCUGACCUUUGGACCUUAUAUAACAGUUUAGUUGAUGACAAAUGGCUACGCCAUGUUUAUCUCACUGCCAUAAUGUGAUAUUUUUAUGUAAGGUCUGACUUUGCGAGAUCUCAUCAUUUUUAUUUUAAAAAAGAUUUUUUUUUUCAUUAUCAUGAAAUGAUAUCAGGCAUUUAAAUGUUAGUGUAGCUGUUUUUUGUGGUAUAGGUUCUGCCUAUAAAUCUAAUAUUUUUGAGAACAUUGAAAAGAGUCGUAGAUUUUCAAUUGCUGAUUGCAGAAACUGCAACAGUACAUUAAUCUAAUACUGAUUAAAAAGGGAAAAAGGAUGAAACGACAGACUGUGGUUUGCUCUGGUCCCUCCAGGAGGAGUUGAACAAUGUUGUUGUGGUGUGAGAAUGGUUAUUUUGUAUACUACAGUGUUAUAUAACCCUAAUAAUUAUUUGAUAUUACAUGUACAUACCAGUAGUAAGUUUUUAAGAGUUUCAGUUAUACUUCAUUAAGGUAACAAGUACUUUUGCGUUUUUAUACUGAAAUAAUGUAUUAAAAAUAAAUAAGCAAAUACAGUUAAACCUGUAUAUAAAGGUCACCUUAAAUGACCUUAUAGAAGAGGGGACCUUUGAAUUGAGUUUCACAAUACAUAGGUAAUACUACAGAGGGAAAAGAAGAGGGUCACCUGACAAGACAGGUUUUUGCUGAAUAGAGGUGACCUUCAUAAAGCAGGUUUGACUGUACAUGUACAAUUAAGGACACUCUAAAAUCCUCAUGUCCCUGCCACAAUGCAUGAAACUAUAAAUCUUACAUUAUACUAUAAACUCUGAAACCUCAUUGGCAGGACAAUGUCAAAAUCUUGUAUGCCUUCUUCCAUUUUGUUAAAAUUUAAAAACUCUCAGGUUUUUUUUUUUGGUGAUUUCCCAUAGCAUAUUGAUUCAGAUUUUGCUGUUUCAAGAUUUCGGGGAUUUAAUACCAUUUAAAAAUUUUCUUUGUUUUUUAUAACAAUUUCAUAUUUUUAAUGUAUUAAGGUUGAUUCAUACAAAAACCCUAUUUGAUAGCCUUCCUAAUACUGUUAAGAGAUAUAGCCAAUAUAUUGUAUAUAUUCAUUUACAAGUAUUUGAUUGUAUGAGUUAGUUUUAGUGAAAGAAAAAAAAACAGAUGUUAAGGUGAAAUUUCUUUAAAAGGUAGUGUAGAUUUGCAUCGACACUAAUACCAUGGUGCUAUUUUAUAUAUAUAAUGACAAGCCAUAGAGGGUACCGAUUGUCAUAAAUAUCUCAUUCAAUUAUAUACAGCUCAUAAUGCUUUUUAGAUUAUUUACAUUAUAUUUUUUUUUACAUCUGCCAGUGCUUUUAUAUGUAAUUAUUAUUUUUGCACUUAAUUUAAUAUUUGUUUUUUUAUUUUGAAAAAGCAUUUUUAUUGUAGUUUAAUUUUAUCAUAGUUAGCAACCAUUUUGUACAUGAUGAAUCAUUACACACAUCAGUGUUGAUAAAUGCAUUAUCAUUUGUAAGAACAUUCAUAUCAUUAUAAAAAAAAACUAUUCAUGCUGUCAUAAUUCUUACUUCUAAAAUGAAUAAUUUUUAUUAUAUUUGCUUCCAAGGAUUCAGGCAAUGCUAGCUCCACUGGGCUAAAUAACUUUUAGGUGCUCUAGUUCUUUAUGUUAAAUUGAUAUAAGCAAUGCAAUUUUUGUAAAACAUUAGACAAAUUAUUAGGAUAUAAGUAUCUAGAGUUAUGUUCCCUUACUCCAUCUGGAAAGGUCUUAUUUGAUACCACAAGUACUGCAGUAUUCAGUUGAAAGUCAGUUGAUAAAAAGAUGUUAAGAAUGGUUCAUACAUUGAUCAUUAACAACAAAUGAUUUACAACAAUGUCAACUUAAAUUUGACUUUAUAAAAGUGCAAGAGAAGACAAAACAAUUGAAUUAGAAAUCUAAUAUUGAACAAAUUUAGUGAUUUUUAUUAUCUAUUUGCAUGUUACAUUUUAUUUAAAGUAGGAAAAUAUUUUUAGCAGAAAAUAAUCAUAUGACAAUUUGGAAGACCUUGAAGUACAGUUAAAAAAGAUAUAUUAAAAUUAUAUAAAUUUCUGUUCUUAACCCCUUUGUUGAAAUAUUAACAUCAUUAAUUGCGGUAUUUCUGUAAAAUUAUUUUCAACAAAUUGAGUUAUUUCCCUUUAUACUAAAAAUUCACUUAUUUUAAAGGAACAUGCAAGUUAAAAUAAUAAAAAUGGUAAUGUAUGAUGUAUUUUUAUAGCACAUACUGAAACAAAUAUCUGCCAGUCAACUUUUAAUGAUUUCUUUGAGUUUUGUUUUGGGCUUAUUUCUAAGAUAAUAGUGAAUAUGUUUUAGGACAGUUUUUUUUAUCUCAGGGUUUUACAAUCUUUAAACUUUAUUCUGAAGUGAAGAUUCUAGCAGAUGCUUGGUACUAACUUUAAUUGUUUCGACCUGUGUAAUGUUAAAUUAAUGUACCGGAAAUCUGACACAAUAUGAAUUUUUUUGGCAAUGUUUUUAUUAUUUUAGCAUGUCUAUAAUUUUUUUUUAAAUUUGUCCAGAGUUCAGGAUAGAACAAUAGCUAUCAAGGUGACAGAGAAAAAGCUUUUUCGGUUCUUACAAAAAAAAAUCUAUUUUACAAAGAAAUCCCCAGAGUUGAUAUUAACAUUUUUGAAAUAAAACUGAAAAGUUCAUUCAA